AACACAUACUUCACACGAUACUGUCGCAUCGCACUCCGUGCUUAGUUACCUUGGCCCUGCCUAUCUACAACUCCAAAUUUCCAUCCAACAUUUACUGCCUGGCCCAGCUCGCCACCAACCCCGAAACCUAUAAUCUGCGAACUCUCUACGCGCCUUCGAUACAAACUUCAGCUAACAUACCACGUCAUGUCCUCGGACACAGCAGCGGUCGAGCUAAACACUUCUGUCACGUUCAAGAAGCGCGGUGCGAGGACCAAUGCGCGUAAACGCCCAGCAUCUCCAGUUGAGAUUGCUCAAACCACAAUAGACGACGCAGACAGUGGUGACGAUCUUCGUAUCAAGCGUCACAAAGUUGGCAAGAACCUAAUAUCCUCUACUACAUCCGAUACGAAAGUCCACAGUAUCUUCACAGAAGGCACAUCGAAUUUCAAGUCCGAGCGAACUUCUGCCAUCACAGCAAACAACGAUGCGACUAAACACUCAGAUUGGUACGAGGACGAUGGCUUCAGAAACCCGAAUCACAAGAACAUCACGUCCAGUACAUCAAGUGGUACGAAGACAACAGACGCAAAUCCGAACCCACUCGUACCAAGCCACACAAAAGCGCCUGCGAAGUUCGCUGGGCCAAUAAAGGCAGCCAAGAACGUCCGCACAAUUAUCAUAACAGACUUUGCACCCGACGUGUGCAAAGACUACAAGAAGACCGGUUUCUGUGGAUUCGGAGAUUCGUGCAAGUAUCUGCAUCAACGUGAAAAUUACGCCGCUGGUCACACACUAGACGCCGAUUGGGAUAAAAAGACUAAAGAAGAGCGAGAAGGUGGUACAAUUGUUGCUAGUGCGAAUCGAAGACUCCUUGAGACAACGAACUGCAAAGAGUCAGUGGAGGACCCAGAGGUCAAGGCGAGCAAAGAGCCCUGCAGGAUUUGUAAUGGACCUUACCGGGAGCCUGUCCGGACCAAGUGCGGGCACUAUUUCUGCUUGAAGUGUGCUAAUCCUGCGCCUAAUGUAACAGGAAUGUGCCCUCAUCAUGGAGACAAACCCUUAAAAAUAGAAUCGUCAUUCACAUUUGCUAAGAAGCUCGCAAAAUUGGUGGCAAAGCGCGAAUAUCCUGUCUAGAUGGAUGAUAGAUAUACAACUCAAGAUACCCAAGUUAUUGUGAAAAUAAAAAAAUGUUUUUAUAUGCAAACUCAGAUAUGAUACUGGACAACACAGGCUAAGAAGGUCAAAUAGGAAGGGCUCCAAUCCUGUGACUAGCAAAUUCUGGGUAGUCGAGGACAUUUCAGGCAUAUUUCAGGCAGUGAAGUGUCCCCAGACGGUGGGUAGGUACUUGCGGCGGUGAACCUCCCUCCAUCUACCGCCUGGGAUGGAUGCUCACUCCCCCAUUAGCGCAGCUGCUGUGUUGUGGUAAGGCGUCCGGUAUCUCUAACGCAAAAGCACGAGUCCCAAGGAUCCCUUACCAUUGCAGCAUCAGGCACUUUUGAUGGUCCUCAAACACAGAACCCGCCAGAUGGCUCCUUCU
Molecule: messenger RNA, 1519 nt
Organism: Pseudovirgaria hyperparasitica
Lineage: Eukaryota; Fungi; Ascomycota; Dothideomycetes; Acrospermales; Acrospermaceae
Exons: 2
Coding region: 187-1116 (309 amino acids)
Biological process (GO): snoRNA splicing
Cellular component (GO): U2-type spliceosomal complex
Molecular function (GO): metal ion binding
Source: RefSeq, a predicted model, not a curated record